UGUAAUAAAGUCACUAUUUUGUCUGAGAUUUUUGCUGAGAUAUUUCCACAGAAUAGUAGUGCCAGCACCAGGGCUGCCGCAUGAGUUACUUGUACCUUGAGCAUGAGCAGGUUGUACUCUGAUGAUCGAUGCCCAUGCGCCACCAUCCACUAACCAAACCCUCUUGCAUGCGUGUUGACAAAGUGAAGUUAACCAACUAUACUUUUUAUUCUCUUUUCGUCCACAGUAGAAAAUCAACACAUCUUUCGGCAUUAAUUUCCUACAAGAAAAUGGCACAAUUUUGACAGCAUAAAGGAUCUAGCCACUUCACUCAGAACAAACCAUCUUCUUAACCUUCCUAAGACAUUCCUAACAAUUCCAUAAAAUAUUCUACACCUUUAUUCAUCCAUGGGGAACUCAUUUCAUCUUCACAUACUAAAGAAAUCCUGCAUAAGAUUACCUCAAUGCGUCGACAGAAAAGAUCUGCAGGUGGUGAAAAUGGAUGGCAACAUUAUAAGGCUUCAAGAACCACUUCUGGUGAGGGAACUUCUUGCGGAUCAUCAAGGGUUCGGGCUUAAGUCAUCGAGAGAUUCCCCCAAUCUUCUUCCUCCGAGCUUCGAGCUGCAACUGGGAAGAACAUACUAUCUUCUUCCUGCAAAGAUUCAACCAGGGGUGAAAAUAGAUGCUGCAGAGUCUAACACUGCUGCUGUCAAGAGAAUUAAGGUUGUCAUCUCAAAACAGCAGCUUCAGGAGCUUUUAGCGAAGAAGACAUCAUUGGAGAAUCUUGUGAUCGGGAUGGACAGUUCCACGCCGAAUUGGAAACCAAGCCUCUCAUCUAUUCCUGAAGAAACAGAAUCGAUAUCGCCCAUAUAGGGUGUGCAUUAGAGCCUAUAGGAAAGAAUUCGGUAGUGAUGGCAUUACAUUGAUUGUGAAUUUUGUGUGCCUUGCUCACUCCCUCAAAUCACAAUCAGUAUAAUGUCUUGUGUAAUAGUGAAUGUGAUGAAGUUAGUAUUAGUUCAAGGAAUGCAGAUUACUGUUCUAUUGCUCAUAUCCUAUCUUUCUCAUGUUCCUAAAACUUCACGAAGGUAAAUUCUUGUUAUAACUUCGACUUUACAGGAACAGGAUUAUUUGUUCAUAUGAUCCAUUUAACUUUGCAAAAGCUGGCCA
Messenger RNA from Andrographis paniculata, 1146 nucleotides. RefSeq lists its product as uncharacterized. Lineage: Eukaryota; Viridiplantae; Streptophyta; Magnoliopsida; Lamiales; Acanthaceae. The transcript has a single exon. The record is from RefSeq and is a predicted model, not a curated record. The coding region runs from base 388 to 852 and encodes 154 amino acids.